AGACCCGAGUCACCGCGCAGGAGUUUGUUGUCCCCUGGCCGUCGCGAGUCCUGUCAGCCGCCACUGCCAUGGGCCUCGAGCUCUACCUGGACCUGCUGUCGCAGCCCUGCCGCGCCGUCUACAUCUUCGCCAAGAAGAGCGGCAUCCCCUUCGAGCUGCGCGCCGUGGAGCUGCUCAAAGGCCAGCACCUCAGCGAUGCCUUUGCCCAGGUAAAUCCCCUGAAGAAAGUGCCGGCCUUGAAGGAUGGGGACUUCACCUUGUCUGAGAGCGUGGCCAUCCUCCUCUACCUGACUCGAAAGUACGAGGUCCCUGACCACUGGUACCCUCAGGACCUGCAGGCCCGAGCCCGUGUGGAUGAGUACCUGGCAUGGCAGCACACGACCCUGCGGAGGAACUGCCUCCGGGCCCUGUGGCAUAAGGUGAUGCUCCCUGUUUUCCUGGGUGAGCCGGUAUCUCCCCAGAUGCUGGCAGCCACUCUGGCAGAGUUGGAUGAGACCCUGCAGUUGCUCGAGGACAAGUUCCUCCAGAACAAGGCCUUCCUCGCCGGGCCCGGCAUCUCCCUGGCAGACCUGGUAGCCAUCACGGAGCUGAUGCAUCCCAUGGGCGCUGGCUGCCAAGUCUUCAAAGGCCGACCCAAGCUGGCUGCAUGGCGGCAGCACGUGGAGGCAGCGGUGGGGGAGGAACUCUUCCAGGAGGCCCAUGAGGUCAUUCUGAAGGCCAAAGACUCUCCCCCUACAAACCCCACUAUCAAGCAGAAGCUAAUGCCUGGGGUGCUGGCCAUGAUCCAGUGAGCUCGAAAGCCUCACCUGGCACUGCCCACAGCAGUUCACAAAGCACCUUCAUUUCCGAUGCCCCAUGGGAGGCAGGCUCAGCAAGCAGGAGUGGCUUGUCUGAGACUUGCCUGAGUCCCACAGGGCUCCCCAGGCCAGGGGUCCACCCCCACCCUCUUCCACAGCUGCCUGACAGCCACGAUAACGACACACACCCAGACCUUAUCUCCUUUAAUUGCUGAAUUUCAUUUUAAGUUUGGAUAAUAAACCUGCGCUCAGCCUGA
This is a messenger RNA of Propithecus coquereli (Coquerel's sifaka), 1054 nucleotides long. RefSeq names its product glutathione S-transferase theta-1. Gene Ontology annotation, cellular component: cytoplasm. Gene Ontology annotation, molecular function: glutathione transferase activity. The transcript has 5 exons. The coding region runs from base 69 to 791 and encodes 240 amino acids. Gene Ontology annotation, biological process: glutathione metabolic process. The record is from RefSeq and is a predicted model, not a curated record. NCBI's taxonomy places the organism in Eukaryota, Metazoa, Chordata, Mammalia, Primates, Indriidae.